UCGGGCCCUAAUGUGACAGGCUUCAGUCUGGAUGGAAACAGUAUGACACUGGACAUUGUUUCUUCUGAAGGUUUAGUACUAGGAUACACGGUGGCGUACUACCCAGUGGGAUCACCUUACUCUCUACGCGAGCGUUUUUUCGGCCCAAACGCGACUUCGUUCAAGCUGCCCGCACUCGAUCCUAAGACAGACUAUACAGUACUAUUGACGGUGGCCUUUCUUGGGGGGUUAACGGCUACCACUAAUCUCACCCUUAACUCUGGAAUCGAAGGAGCCAUGGAAGCGGUGCCAGGUUCUGUAAAAUCUGUAAGUCGUCAAUCCGUUGAUAGUAUCCCCAUCAGUUGGGCUCCGGUUCCCUCGACUCCCCAGGGACCGAUCCUCGGAUAUAAUGUGCGAUAUCAACUGAUAUCCCUCGGUGAAGAACCGGUCAAGGACCAGCCGAUUCACGAGAUCAACGUCACUGGCACCUUUCUGAACCUCACAAACCUCGAGGCAUUUGGGAGUUAUCGAAUAAGUGUGGCUGCUAUGAACAAGAAAGGGAUUGGUCCAGAGAUAUACUUCAAUGCUGAGACCUGCCGCUGCAGAAAACGUCUGACCACUAACUGGCGCGCGUACGUCCCAUACACCGACAAAUCCGGGCUGAACGGCGAACCCGAAGGUAUCAUUGCCUCCGUCAUCCGCGAGAUGUCUGUCUCUUGCUGUGAAACCUGCAACACGCACGGUCCGUCCUAUGUCGACUUCAACUCCUCUUGGGACUACACGGGUCCUGCCGAGGUCGACAACGAGACAGCCCUCAUAGAUCGAAUCAGCGAGCACGUUGAUCUCACCUUCCCGGUCUACGGGACACGUGACAAGACUGUCUACAAGCCUGGCUUUGGUUUUCGCGCACUUGUGGAGUCACCGGGGAUUGCGUAUGUCGUUCGUGUUGACCAUAAUAUUCCUCCGUACAAGUUAAUCGUGGAUUCCCUGAUUAACACAUUGCCGUUCCUGGCCAUGACCCUGCUGAUGGCAUACAUCGCUGGAUUUGUUAUUUGGAUAAUGGACCGUCGCCAAAACAUGGACGAGUUUCCGCUGUCUUUUAUCAAGGGCACAUAUGAGGGGUGCUGGUGGGCGUUCAUCACCAUGACGACGCUUGGAUACGGUGACCGCGUUCCCAGGUCUCGCCUCGCCAAGGCGUGCACUAUCGUUUGGAUGUUAAUGGGUAUUGUUGUGUUCGGUAUCCUUUCCGGUUGUCUGCAAUCAGCAGUCGCAUCGAUCACUAUGAAGAUCAACUCACAACUAUAUGGUAUAAAGGUGCUGGCCAUUCAUAACUCACCUGAAUACCGACUCGGGAUUCGACUGAAUUCACAAGUUAAUACAGACGUCCAACCAAAGAACUUCGAAGAAUUAUUCAACGCACUCAUGGCUCAGAAAGACAACGGCGCGCUAAUUGACGCAUAUGCUAUUGGCAGCCAAAAGAAAUUGUUCCAAAACCCAGAGUUGACAAUUGUUAGGAUUCUGGACUUGAAGAUAGCCUAUGGCAUUGUUUUGGGCGGGACGUCUGUAAGAAUGAAAAAGUGCUUUUACGAAUACAUCCACAAGCACAACGAGCGGAUCUUUGCACGCAUUCGGAAAUAUGUGAAAAUUGUGGAAGAGGCGGGUAACCUCCCUGACUCUGUGGAGUACUCGACGGGGAUGUUCGAUGCCGGGACGGAAAUGUUCCGCUGGACGCUGUACACGCUCCUGGGUGUUCUCUUCGUCCUGCUUCUUAUCGGGAUCACUUGGGAACGAGUUUGGCACAUUCCCCGACGAAAAGCCAUUAAGGAGUCCGUUGAAGCCCAAGAAUGCACGCGCGCAGCUUCCGAAGCCUUGAAGAAGGAAAUAGAGUUGCUGCUUGAGCGAAUGAGGGCAGUGAGAACGCGACUUUGCAAGAAGCAUGCUAACCAGACGGUGGCUUUUCUGAAGAAGCAUAAAAACAAGUUGUUAUCUUUGAGAAUGCCGGAGAGGCAAGCACGUAUUGAAAACAAGUUUUCAGCAUUAGAUAAGGCCCACAUGAAACCGAAAAUCGGAGACUUUGUGUUCUAAGCACGGCCAAGUUAACACAUUGAGCACAUAAUGUAAAUUAUGGGUCUUGUAUGACUAUUCACAAUGCACUGCGUUUUUAUCUUUGUACUAGGAUGUAUCGUUCAGAUUCUUUGACAUUACUCGGAGUCUUAGUAAAACAAGAUCUUGCGAGCAAGAUUAAGGCGGGCUGUUGUCCGAACAUAGACUAGUGAAGACAGCAAAUGUCUGACUUAUUACUCUAAUCACCAACUGUCGUGACGUGUAAUUAAAAACAAGACGAUUGGAAGGCGUUUAGCGGGGUGAAGUCUGUAAAAGAUGGAGUGUUUAGAACCUUAUAAAUAAUUUCCAAGAUAAACAAAUGCAUCUAGGGUUUGUGAAUUCCAGUAACAACAGAAAAGCAAAUGGAACAAAAAGAAAUAGCACAGCAGCAUCUUACAAUACAAAAAAUGUUUUCUAACCUCUAGAUUUGAGCCCUUGUUAUCAUUUGAUUGAUGAUUGGAAACUCCAUGUCCAUGCAUUGAUUGGUUAAUAUAAUUAGUAUAAUUGGCAGAUGCUUCAAUUUGGAUUACACCCUUUAGCUAAAAAUGUAGUUUGAAUUAUUAUAGAGAGCUCUGACAUAGUUUAUAAAAUCAUUUAAUGAUGAUAUCUCUAACAAUACACAAGAUCCUAGAGAACUGGCCAUACGGAACAAAUCUCUGGAAUGAGAAUCAAAUGUUUUAAAUCUUCCAUCGGCAGUGCAAUAAAUAGCCACAGUAUUUGAACCAACAGUCAAAAUGAAAGACCUGUAUUUUUCUCUAAUAAUUUUUGUAAAACAUUAUGCACUAGUCAAUUGAAACCCCUACCCCAUGGUCCUGGGGAAGGGUGGGGGGUUAGACUUUGACCCUGUACAAAACCGAGAAAAGCCCCCACCCCCUCGGGACAAAACAGCAGUUAAAUGCCCCUACUCCUUGGAUGCAAACUAUAGGCAACUACCCGACAACAAGUCAUCUGAAAUAAGCUUUUUUUAUCUUUCAAAGCCAGCACACUUCAGCGAGUACAUUUGUACCAAUUACUAUGAAGAUAACAGUUACA
Messenger RNA from Nematostella vectensis (starlet sea anemone), 3114 nucleotides. RefSeq lists its product as uncharacterized. Gene Ontology annotation, cellular component: voltage-gated potassium channel complex. Gene Ontology annotation, molecular function: delayed rectifier potassium channel activity; protein binding. The transcript is spliced from 10 exons. The record is from RefSeq and is a predicted model, not a curated record. The coding region runs from base 43 to 2064 and encodes 673 amino acids. Gene Ontology annotation, biological process: potassium ion transmembrane transport. Lineage: Eukaryota; Metazoa; Cnidaria; Anthozoa; Actiniaria; Edwardsiidae.